This is a messenger RNA of Helianthus annuus (common sunflower), 1046 nucleotides long. RefSeq names its product zinc finger protein ZAT5. The transcript has a single exon. The record is from RefSeq and is a predicted model, not a curated record. The coding region runs from base 64 to 903 and encodes 279 amino acids. NCBI's taxonomy places the organism in Eukaryota, Viridiplantae, Streptophyta, Magnoliopsida, Asterales, Asteraceae.
AAACUUCCAUCUCAUUACUUCUCUUACUCCAUCUUCCAUCUCUCUCUUGUUUCUCUCUCUACAAUGCAAGCUAAUCAAGAUUAUCAUAGUUCAAUCAUGGCGGAUUCAAGAAACAUGAUCAUCAAAGGAAAAAGAACCAAGCGUCCAAGACCCUCUUCACCUCUUUCUCUAACCAUGGCCUCCACCUCUUCCACCACCACCUCCGCCACCACCGAUGGUGAUACCGAAAACCCUAAUAACGCGUUCCACACGACGAACGCUUCCAUCGAGUUCACAAAAAUUGUUCAAGAAAACGAGGAAGAAGAAGACAUGGCUAACUGCCUGAUUCUUCUGGCUCAGAGCCAGAGCCAGGGCCAUUCUGGCUCUUUCCCGCCACUACCACCGCCCGCUGUUGGGGCGGUGGAAGUGGCGAGGACUUCAGAGUUUUAUGUUUACGAAUGUAAAACAUGUAACCGAGGGUUUUCGUCGUUUCAAGCCCUUGGUGGACAUAGGGCUAGUCACAAGAAACCCUCUAACCCUAAUAUGGUGAAACAAGAUAUGCAUGUUUAUCAUGGUUCUACCGAGCUAUCUCUUCAAAUUUGUUCGAGCGUGGGUCAGUGUAACCCUAGUGGCUCGAUGAAAGUAACCAAGAUUCAUAUAUGUUCUAUAUGUAGUGCGGAGUUUGGUUCUGGCCAGGCACUAGGUGGUCAUAUGAGGCGACAUAGGUCCAUGCCCGUGGCUAGAACCGAUUGUGGUGAUUCGAGCGGGUGUCAAGAGUCCAAGAAACCGAAAACCCUAUUAUCGUUGGACUUGAAUCUUCCGGCUCCAGUUGAUGAUGAUCUCAGGGAAACGAAAGUUCGAUUUCGACCCGAAGAACAAAUGAUCGUGUUCUCGAAUUCUUCUCUUGUUCAUUGCCAUAUCUAAAUCUAAACAUGUUACAUAUGAUUCUUUUUUUUCUUAUGAUUAAUAGAUAGUUUGUUGUAUGUAAAGGUGAUUCUUUAAAAUUCUUUUAGUUUAAUUUGUUAACAGAAUUAAUAUGAUGAAUAUUGGAAGCUGAAUUCUUUGAA